Molecule: messenger RNA, 1241 nt
Organism: Erythranthe guttata (spotted monkey flower)
Lineage: Eukaryota; Viridiplantae; Streptophyta; Magnoliopsida; Lamiales; Phrymaceae
Product: NAD(P)-binding Rossmann-fold superfamily protein
Source: RefSeq, a predicted model, not a curated record
AAGGAAAUCAUAACUCACCAUGUUUCUCGUGAAGACAUGGAGAUCGGUUGCAUUUGGGGUUUAUGGCUACAAGAAUUUCACCCAAUCCGCUUUUAAGGAGCAUUCAAAGAAUUUCAGACCAGAAGAUAUGCAAUCGCAAAUCGAAGGAAAGAACUGCAUCGUCACCGGAGCGAACUCUGGCAUCGGUUACGCAGCUGCCGAGGGCCUUGCUUCUCGUGGAGCGAAUGUGUAUAUGGUGUGUCGGAAUAAAGAGAGGGGCGAGACAGCAGUUUCGGAGAUUCAGUCGACAACGGGAAACAAAAAUGUUUACUUGGAGGUCUGUGAUAUUUCUUGCAUCACUGACGUCAAGUCUUUUGCGUCUCGGUUUUCUUCAAAGGAUGUGCCUGUUCAUAUACUGGUUAACAACGCUGGUGUGCUCGAGAAUGAUCGUGUAAUUACCUCAGAAGGAUACGAGAUGAAUUUUGCGGUGAAUGUAUUAGGAACUUACACUAUAACAGAAGCUAUGUUGCCAUUGCUCGAAAAGGCUGCACCUUAUGCUCGUGUCAUCACUGUUUCGUCGGGAGGAAUGUAUACUUCCCCGUUGAUGGAAGAUUUGCAGUUCAGCGGUAAUAAAUUUGACGGGGUUGCACAGUAUGCACGGAACAAGCGAGUGCAGGUGGCUUUAACAGAAAAAUGGGCCGAUAAAUACAAAGAUAAAGGUAUCGGCUUCUACUCAAUGCACCCUGGUUGGGCAGCAACACCCGGAGUCGCCACCAGUUUGCCCGAUUUUUCUAAAUCAUUUUCAGAAAAAUUUCGAACGAGUGCCGAAGGAGCUGAUACAAUAAUAUGGUUGGCUUUACAACCAAAGGAAAAACUCGUUUCGGGAGGGUUUUAUUUCGAUCGAGAAGAAACGACUAAGCACUUACUAUUUGCAGCUACAAAGGGCUCUCAUUCUGCUAUAGACUCUAUUGCUAAUACACUCCACACUUUGUCCAGUCUUUAGUUAUAACUUAUAACCACCAUUUCUUGAUUUUCUUGUUUUUUUUAAUUUGUUUGUUUAGAGUUCCUAUUUUUUUGUGCCUAGGUUAGAUUUUUCAUGUUAAAAAUAUAAUUAGGGGAUAUCGAACUUUUAUAAGGUUGAAUAAAAAAAAUGUUUAUUGUGUAAAAACACCCUACAUCUAGGGGUGGAAAUUAGAACAAAAUUUUUGAAUUCUGCCGAUUUCGAUCUGAAAAUAUUCGAAUUUGGAACCACUUUUAUGAUA